AUGUCCGUCUUGAUGAAGCCCGAGAAGGACUUCACCAAGGACGCCGACAAGCUCAUCCCGGAGGCCGAGGCCCUUGCAAAGACCGAUGUUCAGGGUGCGAUCGAUAAGCUGCUGGCCUUAGAGAAGCAAUCCCGACAGGCCUCCGAUCUCGCCACCACAUCCCGUCUUCUGAUCUCCAUUGUCACCAUCAGCAAGGAGUCCGGCGACUGGGCCCUGCUCAACGACCAAGUGCUCCUCCUUUCCAAGAAACAUGCCCAGCUCAAGCAGGCCACAACGAGGAUGGUGCAGCAGGUGAUGAAGUUCCUGGAUGACACCCCCAAUCUGGAUGUCAAGCUCUCCGUCAUUGAGACACUACGAACAGUGACCGAAGGAAAGAUCUUCGUCGAAGUCGAGCGAGCCCGCGUUACACGCAUUCUUUCGAAUAUCAAGAAGUCACAAGGCGAUCUCGAAGCCGCUGCAGAAACUCUGUGCGAGCUGCAGGUGGAGACCUUCGGGUCGAUGACCCGACGUGAGAAGACCGAGUUCAUCCUGGAGCAGGUCUCUUUGUGCAUCGAGCGUGGCGACUGGACCCAGGCCUCGAUCCUCAUCCGCAAGAUCAACAAGCGUUAUUUCAACCGCAAACCGAAGAAGUCCGCCGAGGAGAUCGAGAAACUCAAGAAGCAGGCGGAGGAGCAAGAGUUAACCCGGGGACCGGAUGAAGCCCCAAUGGAGGUGGAUGACGAUGUGACCGACCUCAAGCUCCGCUUCUACGACCAACAGAUCACUCUCUCCAACCACGACAACAAGUACCUGGAUGUUUGCAAGCACUACCGCGAAGUCCUGGACACCGAGGCGGUUGAGAACAACCCCGAGCAACUUCGCGCAUCUCUUGCGCGCAUUGUUUACUAUAUUGUUCUGUCUCCUUACGACAACGAGCAGUCAGACCUUCUGCACCGCAUCCAACAAGACUCCCGACUGUCACAGGUCCCCGAGGAAGCCCGAUUGGUGAAACUCUUCACUAUUCCCGAGCUGAUGCGCUGGCCUAUGGUCGCGGAGCAGUUCGGCCCUCACCUGUGCGGUACCGAUGUGUUUGAUUCCCAGACCCAACAGUCGUCCGAGAACCAGGCGAACCGUAGAUGGCAAGACCUGCGGAAGCGAGUCAUUGAGCACAAUGUGCGGGUGGUUGCCAAGUACUACACCCGGAUCCAGAUGGGCCGUUUGACCCAGCUUCUGGAUCUGACCGAGGAGGAGACGGAGAAAUAUAUCAGCGAGCUGGUUACAUUGAAGACCAUCUACGCCAAAAUUGACCGACCUGCCCGGCUUGUCAACUUCGCUAAGCCUCGCGAUGCUGAUGAUGUACUCAACGAGUGGAGCAGCGAUAUGAAGAGCCUUCUUGGUCAUCUGGAGCGCAUUGAUCACUUGAUCACCAAGGAAGAGAUGAUGGCUCGCAUUCAGCCGACUCGUGGCAAGGAGACCAAGGCCCGUUAA
This is a messenger RNA of Penicillium waksmanii, 1467 nucleotides long. Its product is annotated as proteasome regulatory particle lid subunit RPN5. Lineage: Eukaryota; Fungi; Ascomycota; Eurotiomycetes; Eurotiales; Aspergillaceae. The record is from RefSeq and is a predicted model, not a curated record. The coding region runs from base 1 to 1467 and encodes 488 amino acids. The transcript has 5 exons. Gene Ontology annotation, cellular component: nuclear proteasome complex; cytoplasm; proteasome regulatory particle, lid subcomplex.